Molecule: messenger RNA, 547 nt
Organism: Rotaria sordida
Lineage: Eukaryota; Metazoa; Rotifera; Eurotatoria; Philodinida; Philodinidae
Source: the annotation of a GenBank genome assembly
AUGGUAAAAAAUGCCGAUUAUCAGCUUCGUACAAAUAUUUUGGCUUUACAUAACUUAUAUCCUAGUUGGCCAAACCGCCGAAUUGCUAGUGAAUUGCAAAAUUCUGAAAAUCCUCCAUCAAAACCAAGAUAUUUAAUACUGAAAAUCAUUAAACAAACUAUUGAACGUGGUACAGUAGAAGAUAGACCAAGAUCUGAAUCAAAAUGGAAAUUUUUUCGUCUUAAAAGAUCACAGAAACUUACGGCAACUCAUAAAGCAAAUAGAGUGACAACAUGUCGUAUUUUACCCCAAAAAUAUGGAGUAAAUCGAAAUGCCAAAAGGUUUCAAUGGCGUAAAGUAUUAAAUACAGAUUUCAGUGGUAGUAUACGUUUAAUAAGACCAAAUAAUAAUAGAAAUGAUGGAAUAUGGGCUGCAACUGCUGAUGAAAUUGAUAGUGAUAAUCGUAAUGCAGGUGUACAAAAAUUUUCUGCAGGUGUUAUAUUGUGGGGCGGUAUUAGUGAUGAUGGUUUGUAUCCACGUAAUGCACCAUUUUAUUUCAAUGAGUGGU